Messenger RNA from Budorcas taxicolor (takin), 1283 nucleotides. It is a transcript of the gene ERFE, whose product is annotated as erythroferrone. Bases 1 to 1026 code for a protein of 341 amino acids. The record is from RefSeq and is a predicted model, not a curated record. Gene Ontology annotation, biological process: positive regulation of D-glucose import across plasma membrane; negative regulation of gluconeogenesis; positive regulation of insulin receptor signaling pathway. Gene Ontology annotation, molecular function: hormone activity. Lineage: Eukaryota; Metazoa; Chordata; Mammalia; Artiodactyla; Bovidae. The transcript is spliced from 8 exons.
AUGGCCCCCGCCCGCUGCCCCGCGCGGGCCUUGCUGCUCGCCUACGCCAGCCUGCUGGCCGCCGCCGUGGGCCUGGGCUCCCCGGAGCCCGGUGCGCCCUCGGGGAGCCGCGCCCGCGAGGAGCCGCCGCCCGGGAACGAACUGCCUGCGGGACCGGCCGCCCGCCCGCCGGAGUCCCCCGUGGAGCGGACGCACGGCCUCAGCGACCCUAGGGACGCCUGGAUGCUCUUCGUCAGGCAGAGUGACAAGGGUGUCAACAGCAAGAGGGGCAGCAGGAGCAAGGCCAAGAAGCUGAAGCUUGGUCUGCCAGGACCCCCAGGGCCUCCCGGCCCCCAGGGUCCCCCAGGCCCCAUCACCCCACCUGAAGUCCUACUGAAGGAGUUCCAGCUGCUGCUGAAAGGCGCGGUGCGCACGCGCGAGUGCGCGGAGCCCGAGCCCGGCCCGCGCGUUCCCGCUGCGGCGCCGGCCGCGCGCCCAGAGGACGACGAGGAGGCGGCGGCGGGGCGCGCGCGCGUGCUGGCGCUGCCGGCUGCGCCCCUCGACCCCGGCCCGCGGGCGCCGCGCGUCGAGGCCGCCUUCCACUGCCGCCUGCGCCGGGACGCGUCGGUGGAGCGGCGCGCGCUGCACGAGCUCGGCCUCUACUACGUGCCCGACGCCGAGGGCGCCUUUCGCCGCGGCCCGGGCCUGAACCUGACCAGCGGCCAGUACACGGCGCCCGUCGCCGGCUUCUACGCGCUCGCCGCCACGCUGCACGUGGCGCUGGCCGAGCCGCCGAGGCGGGGGCCGCCGCGCCCCCGGGACCGCCUGCGUCUGCUCAUCUGCCUGGAGUCCCGGUGCCAGCACCAUGCCUCCCUGGAGGCCGUCACAGGGCUGGAGGGCAGCAGCGAGCUCUUUACCAUCUCGGUCAACGGCGUUCUCUAUCUGCAGGCCGGGCAGUACACCUCCGUCUUCCUGGACAAUGCCAGCGGCUCUGCCCUCACGGUGCGCAGCGGCUCCCACUUCAGCGCUGUCCUCCUCGGUGUGUGAGCGCCACGCCCGAGUGUGAGCAACCCCAGGGGCACUGUCGGAGUGGCAGAGGCCGCGGGCAGGAGGGAGCCCGCUGGACUGCCCACCCUGGCCACCGCAGCUGAAGCCAGAGACACCACUACGGCAGCCCGCGGAGGCGACACGCACACUGGCGGUCCGGGAACUCCGGGUGAUGUCGGGACGCCGUCCUUUCCAGGGAGGGGUUUCAGCAUGCCCAGGUGUGCCCGUGUUUUGUCUGCCCGCCCCUGCCCCCCGCC